This is a messenger RNA of Penicillium verrucosum, 279 nucleotides long. RefSeq lists its product as uncharacterized. The transcript has a single exon. Lineage: Eukaryota; Fungi; Ascomycota; Eurotiomycetes; Eurotiales; Aspergillaceae. Bases 1 to 279 code for a protein of 92 amino acids. The record is from RefSeq and is a predicted model, not a curated record.
AUGGCUAAUCGCCAACUAGCCGAUACUCAUAUUCACAUGCAUGUGUUCACACCUCUCGGCCCUACCCCGGCGCGCCGGCCACUCUUUCUGACUCAGCAACAAGCUGCCCAGGUGACCUGCAGAGGGCUGUUAUGCCUCGGCACUGUUGUUAUCAACACAGCACGAGCCAAUAAACUGUCUGUCAACGGCGAUGACCGAGAUGAUCAGCAGCCAAUGAAGCACCGACCGAUACAACAUAUGUUUAAGGUCCCAAGGUCUACGCUGUACGGGAGCAUGUGA